UUUUGAUGAAGCGAUUCUGCCGCCUCUGUCUAACUUUGGGAGUGGUAGCAACUGGCCUCCCUUCUCGCCGCCGCGUCGCUUUAUGACCAAUUCACCAAUCGCCGAAUCGACGCCUCCCCACGACCCCGCGACCAAUUCACCACACACACACACUCACACAGACAUAACAUACCGUUGCAAUUCUUUUCGCCUUGUCAUUGCUGGCAGCUAAGCAGGGGAAACCAUGUCUGCGACCCAAGCGUGAUUCACUAUGACUGCGCUUUCCCUCCAAACACCUCACUCCGGCCCGUCUCCCCACAGACCGCAAAUAAUCAACUCGACCAGGUCUUCCUCGGCUUCAACUCCAGCGAGCCACCUCCCUACUCAACACUCCCAGGAAGCGCGUAAACAAGGACCCAGCCAGUUUCUAGAGCCCUCCUCUGGCAACCACGCGAUGCCUUCGACCGACUAUACCAACGGCAACAACUCGGACGCCGGGCGCUCGCCAGCCCAUGUAUGGGCACCACAGAAUGGCAGCUCGAACCACGAUACAGACCCCUCGUCGUCCCGGCGACCUUCAAGCGCGCCUGGCGCCAAUGAUAACCCCGUAGGCUUCCUGAAUCGCAGCGCAACCCAUGCCAACGAUCAGAGGCCAUCCCAGCGCACAGCGAAGCCAGCACUCCUUCGAUCCAAGAGCGAGUACGCCGCCUUGCGCAAUGGCGAAGAAGAUUACACAGACGAGGAGCGCCGCGAGUGGGGUGCUAGACACGGUUUUGAGGGCCACUACCAGUCAGAAGACAUCAUCUCACAGUUGGCGAAUAAUUGGUACAUGUACUUCACAGAUGAGCGGCAUGCGUCGACGGGGAAGCCCAAGUCGCCGUCUUUCGAGGUUCAGGACUGGCGAAUGCGAGACCGGCUCAAGACUGUCUCUGCUGCUCUUGCGGUGUGCCUCAACAUUGGCGUUGAGCCGCCUGACCAGCUGAGAACAAACCCAGGCGCCAAGAUGGAGGCUUGGCAAGAUCCUUCUGUACCUCCGGUGGGGAAGGCAUUGGAGAAUAUCGGAAAGUCUCUCCAGGCCCAGUAUGAGACUUUGGCCAUCAGGACCCGCUACAAGCAGUACCUGGAUCCGUCUGUGGAGGAGACCAAGAGGUUCUGCAUCUCUCUCCGUCGAAACGCGAAGGACGAGCGCGUUCUCCUCCACUAUAAUGGCCAUGGAGUGCCCAAGCCGACGGCAUCCGGAGAGAUUUGGGUGUUCAAUAAGAAAUACACCCAGUAUAUUCCCGUGUCACUGUUCGACCUGCAACACUGGCUCCAGGCGCCGACCAUUUUCGUAUGGGACUGCUCCGAGGCAGGAAAUAUUCUGAACAAUUACCACCGGUUCGUGGAGAAGCACGAGCAGGAGGAGGAAGAGAACGCCCAGAAGGACGCCAACUUCGAAAAGACAGCGUUUCGGCCGUAUAUCCACCUGGCUGCAUGCAAUGUCAAGGAGAACCUCCCUACGAAUCCUCUUCUCCCUGCGGAUCUCUUCACCUGUUGCCUGACAACCCCGAUCGAGAUGGCUCUCUGGUUUUUCGUCCUCCAGAAUCCCUUGACGACAAACCUGACCCCCGAGCGAGCCAGGAAACUUCCCGGUCGCUUGCAAGAACGCAGGACUCCGCUCGGUGAGCUCAACUGGAUCUUCACAGCCAUCACCGACACCAUCGCUUGGACUACCCUCCCGAGAGAUCAGUUCAGAAAAUACUUUAGGCAGGACCUUAUGGUCGCCGCACUGUUCCGGAACUUUCUGCUCGCGCAGAGGAUUAUGCCGGUGUACAACUGCCACCCCCAGUCGUACCCAGAGCUGCCGGACACGAGCAACCACCCGUUGUGGGAUAGCUGGGACUUGGCCGUUGACAUGGCUCUAGCCCAGCUGCCCAUGUUGGAGAGGAAGGAGGCCGAGGGAAUUGAGUACGAGUACGUCAACUCGACCUUCUUCACUGAGCAGCUCACCGCCUUCGAGGUCUACCUCACGAGGGGCGAUGCCUUGUCGCGGAAGGUACCUGAGCAAUUGCCUGUCGUUCUCCAGGUGCUUCUCAGCCAGCAGCACCGAGUACGCGCCUUGGUUUUGCUUGGCCGAUUCCUGGAUCUCGGCCCCUGGGCAGUUCAGCUUGCUCUCAGCAUCGGAAUCUUCCCAUACGUUCUAAAGCUCCUCCAGUCAGCUGCGAACGAGUUGAAGCCCAUCAUGGUCUUCAUCUGGACCCGCGUCUUGGCAGUCGACAUUAGUUGUCAGCAGGAUCUAAUUAAGGAUAGUGGCUACAAUUAUUUCGCGUCGAUAAUGAAGCCUCACGAGGAUCUCCCCGUCGUGGAUGUCAACGAGCACAAGGCAAUGUGCGCAUUCAUACUUGCCAUGCUUUGCAAGGGCCAUAAGCCAGGCCAGGUUGUCUGCAACUCGACCGACAUCAUGACAUCCUGCCUGCAGCUCCUGAACGAUAGGGACAAUCCCUUACUCCGACAGUGGUCGGCCCUCUGCAUCAGCCAGCUAUGGCAGGACCUUCCCGAGGGCAAAUGGAGAGGCAUCCGGGAGAAUGCGCACGUGAAGCUUGCAACGCUGAUACGGGAUCAGUGCGUCGAGGUGCGGGCUGCGAUGGCGCACGCCAUGACCACGUUCCUUGGUAUCCCGGACCUCACGGACGAGGUGGCACGAAUCGAGGAAGCAGUCGCGUGGACAAUGCUCGAGUUGGCUAACGACGGUAGCCCGGUCGUUCGGAAGGAGCUGCUCGUCUUCUUCUCGCAGUUCGUCCUGCGCUAUGAGCACCGGUUCCUCGUCGCGGCCUAUGAGCAGCUGCUGGAGGAGAAGGAGUACCUGCUAUUCCCGCCUACCGAGGAUGGCCAGGACCACAAGAUGGGCCUGCACUACGCCCGGCCAGACAGCCGCGAACGGGACGGCACCAUCAAGCCCUCGGCUUUCGGCAUCGCACACAACUCGGUCUACGCCGCCUGCUGGAAGUAUAUGAACAUCAUGAGCGUGGACCCUCAGCCCGAGGUCCAGAGGGACGCAACCAUCAUCGUGGAUUAUGUUCACCAGGCGCUCCUGCACUCGGACGUUGGGUUGCAAGCUCAGGUUCUCAUGGACGAAAUCCUCAGGCGCGCUAGGAAAGUGUCUCGAGGAGACAUGAGCCAGAGAAGCAGUGUCCUUGGUACCAGCGUCGCCGCUGCGCAGCCCAUGCCAUCGCCGGGUCUUCUUAAACGAACGGCUAGUUACCUGUUCGGCCCGUUGUUAGGUGGUGAGAUGUCGGGCAACCCGCUAACCCCCCCGGCGUCGCCUGGCCUUCAGAGGUCGGCGUCUCAGCGGAGCCGGGCAGGCUUCAUCAGCGACGUAGCCCCCCCGGAGCAUGCCGACCAGAGCACAAGCCCUGCCAACUACCACGUCGCCGACGAACCCCUUUCGGCCGGCUACGAGGAGCGUAGCCUCAUCGAGCCUCCUAGCCUACCCCUGCACAGCACCUUCUUGGAUUGGUCGAUCGAGUACUUCCGGGAGCCGCAGAUGAGCCCGAACGAGGCCGAGGAACCCGGCAGCGUGGAGCACAACGCGCGCCUCUGGCGACGGUCGCGCAACGAGGGCAUCCUCCGGGAGACACAGCCACAGAAGGACCAUGCCAAGAACCACAAGUGGUCCGUUCCACAGGGAGCCAUCAACAACGGCGCGCAGCCCACCAAGAUGACCUUCCACCAAUUCGAGAACCAAGUCGCCGUCGCCGACGAUGGGAACACUGUUCAAGUGUGGGAUUGGGAGAGACAGAAGCCGAGGAGCCGGUUCUCGAAUGGCAACCCCGAAGGAUCGAAGAUCUCCGACAUGAAGUUCAUCAACGAAGACGACCAAGCGCUCCUGAUGACGGGGUCGACAGACGGCGUCAUCCGCGUCUACCGCAACUACGACAACAAUGCGAAGGUGGAAUUGGCGUCCGCCUGGAGGGCCCUGACCCACAUGGUGCCUUCGAACUACACCUCGGGGAUGGUGUUUGACUGGCAGCAGGUCAACGGGCAGGUGCUCGUCGCAGGUGACGAGCGCGUCAUACGCAUCUGGAACGCCGGCUCCGAGACGUGCACGCACGAGAUACCGGCCCGCAGCGGGAGCUGCGUCACGUCGCUCACGUCGGACCAGAUGACGGGCAACAUCUUCGUCGCCGGGUUCGGGGACGGCGCGGUGAGGGUCUUCGACACCCGCAUGCGGGCACAAGAGUCGAUGGUGCGGAAGUGGAAGGACGACUCGAGGCAGUGGGUCAGGUCGGUCCACAUGCAGCGAGGCGGGCAGAGGGAGCUCCUGUCUGCCAGCCGCAAUGGCAAGAUUCGCUUCUGGGACAUCCGCAUGGAGCAGCCGCUCAAGGUGCUCCAGACGACCAAGGAUGUGCUGCGAACAGCGAGCACCCAUGAACAUCUGCCCGUGUUUGCUGUUGGUACGUCCGCACAUGUCGUCAAGGUGUUCAACUUUGGUGGCAAGGAGCUGUCGCGCGUCGAGCCCUAUUCCAGCUUUCUCCAGCAGAGCAAGGGCACCCCCAUCACCGCCACCGCUUUCCAUCCCCACAGGAUGAUGCUGGGCUGCGCCGCCAAGGGAGAUUACCACAUCAACCUGUUCAGCUGUGGCCAAGAGAAAGUCAGCCUACCCUGAAGUUGGGACACUAACCACACGAUGCUGGAG
Phialemonium atrogriseum is the source of this 4654-nucleotide messenger RNA. Its product is annotated as WD repeat-containing protein mip1. Gene Ontology annotation, biological process: positive regulation of cell growth; cellular response to starvation; TOR signaling. Gene Ontology annotation, molecular function: protein binding; protein-macromolecule adaptor activity. The record is from RefSeq and is a predicted model, not a curated record. Gene Ontology annotation, cellular component: TORC1 complex; cytoplasm. The transcript has 3 exons. NCBI's taxonomy places the organism in Eukaryota, Fungi, Ascomycota, Sordariomycetes, Cephalothecales, Cephalothecaceae. Bases 251 to 4624 code for a protein of 1457 amino acids.